GCUUGAAUAAACGAAGUAAGUUUACAAGAGUUGGCAGCAUAAGUUAGAAAAAGUUGUUUAUCGGCCCGUCGUAUUUUCGUCAACUUGUCUUUCUUUUUCUCCACAAAAUAUUUUUUUAGCAAAGCUGUUAAACUUGCAAUUCCACAACUUAUUGAAGAAAAUGACAUGUACCUUGGAUAACAACACUGCAUCGUAAGUGAAGAUCUUGAACGUUCAACUGCUCAUCGAUGUAGAGUUCUUCAAAUGACCCCCCCCCCCCCCAAAAAAAAGCCACAGAAAACAUUCCCUAGCUGGUUAUGCUGAAGAAAUAUUAGAAAUUGAAUUUUUUGUGAAAAAGUUUUAAUGUCAUAGGUAAUUUGCGUACAAUUUGCUUCCUUUUGGAAAUUUUAUUGUAUGUGUGAAUUUGUAGCUUUGAAUAGAUAUUAAGAAUGAAUAAAAGUAUGCAUCUGCCUAUCAAAGUUAAUAAUGCUAAAUAGACCUACAAAAAAAAAAAAAAAAAAUUUGUUAUCCUUUUCCAACUGUGCAAGUUGUUAGCAUAAACCAUUCAAAAUUGUAAUAAAUUAUCCAGGGCAUGAAAAUCAACAUGUUUUACCAGUAGCAUUAUUGAAAAUCUAAACAAACAAAAUUAUACCAGUUGAUAAAUUGCGAAAAGGCAUUCAAGCAAACUAGCCAUUUAAAGGCACAUGUAAAGACACAUGCUUUCAAAGAUUUUAAAAAAUCACAUGUUUUAGAAGAAAAAUAUUUUUUUAAAGUUUCUAAUCUGGAUGUUUUUUCCACCUGACCAACAAAAAAUUGAUUUUUAAAGUUAUAAACUAUUUCACACGGGUAUUUUGAAAAAAAAAAAGGAAAAUAAAAGUUACUUUGUGUAAUAAUACACUGCAAGCAAAGAUGCAUUUUUCCGACAGAGCUAAAAAGCCGUUGAGUUAGACUGUAAGCAAAAAGUUUCAUUUCAACUCACUGAUAAGACAAGAGAUGUCGCAUAUUUGCGUCUAUUGCGAAAAGGCAUUCAAACGAACAUGCCAUUUGAAGACACAUCUAAGAACCCAUACAGGAGAGAAGCCGUAUUCCUGCGAAUAUUGUCCUAAGGGAUUUAGUCGACUGGACAAUUUAAGGAGUCAUCUUAGAACUCAUACUGGCGAAAAGCCACAUUCUUGCACCUAUUGUCAAAGGAGUUUCAGUGUGAAAAGCAAUUUAAAAAGUCAUAUAAGAACUCAUACCGGAGAAAAACCACCCUCUUACUGGAAAAAAUUGAAUGAUGUUAGUGCUUCAAAGAAAGAUUUAGGAACGCCUACAAAGGAAAACUCCUCUUCCUAUGAAGAAACUUUUAGUGAUGUUAGUGCUUUAGAGGAGCAUUUAGAAACAUUUGAAAGUGAGGAGCCACUCUCCUGUCAAGAAACAUUCAAUGACUUAAUUAUUUUAAAGAAACAUUUAGGAACUCAUGCAAGUGAAAACUCACCUUCCUCCAACUUAAAUGAUGUUAGUGCUUUAGAGGAGCAUUUAGGAGAUCAUACGGAAGAAAAGCCACUCUUAUGUCAGAAAACAGUUAAUAAUGUUAGCGCUUUAAAGGAACGUUUAAGAACUGAUACAGGAGAAAAGCCACCCUCCUGUCAAAAAUUAUUUAAUUAUGUUAGCACUUUAAAGGAACAUUCAGGAACUCCUACAGAAGAAAAAGCAUAUUCCUGCAAUCUUUGUCAAAAGACAUUUAAUCAGCUUCCUAAUUUGAAGAAACAUUUAAGAAUUCAUACAGAAGAAAAACUAUAUUCCUGUGGUUAUUGUCAAAAAGCGUUUAGUCGCCAUUUCAGUUUAAAGAAUCAUUUAAGGACUCAUACAGGGGAAAAGCCAUACUCUUGUAAUUAUUGUCAAAAGACAUUUAGUGAGAUUAGUAAUUUAAAGAAUCAUAUACGAACUCACACAGGAGAGAAACCGUUCUCUUGCGACUAUUGUCGGAAGGGAUUUAGUCGAAUGUUCAACUUAAAGAGUCAUUUAAAAACUCAUACAGGAGAAAAGCCAUUCACUUGUAACUUAUGUCAAAAGACAUUUAGUGAGAUUUGCAAUUUCAAGAGACAUUUAAGAACUCAUACAAAAGAAAAACCAUUCGCCUGUGAUUACUGUCAAAAGAAAUUUAGCGAUGGUUGUACUUUAAAGAAACAUUUAAAAACUCAUACAGGAGAACAACGAUGAAAAUUAGACAGUCACCGUGGUGUGCAAAUCCAGACAUGGCAGAUGGUGCCACAUCCUCCUAUUCCAGUUCCUCUUCAAUUUCACAACCUAUUGAGCAGCAAAUGGAUUUCACAGUAUUGCGAAAACCAGAUACCGUCUGAAGUAUCUGAUAUAUUCAGACAAUGAUAAACCUUUAAUAUACAUACACAUAUUGCUUGUUUGGAAGAAGAGUGCCACAAUACGAAAUUUUUAAUCUUCUCUUUUUAUCGCUUAAAGGCCUUCAAAUGACGUUAUCUUCUUUGGAAAAUAAUAACAGACUUUUUGUUCUUGUAUUAAGCACUGGAGAGAGCAGUAAACUUUUUUUAAUGCCAAUUGCCUGAAGGAUUCAACUUCAAAUGCUUCUCCUAUAAAAUUUCAU
Uloborus diversus is the source of this 2578-nucleotide messenger RNA. RefSeq names its product zinc finger protein 568-like. Lineage: Eukaryota; Metazoa; Arthropoda; Arachnida; Araneae; Uloboridae. The transcript has 2 exons. Gene Ontology annotation, molecular function: DNA-binding transcription factor activity, RNA polymerase II-specific; RNA polymerase II cis-regulatory region sequence-specific DNA binding. The coding region runs from base 973 to 2181 and encodes 402 amino acids. Gene Ontology annotation, biological process: regulation of transcription by RNA polymerase II. The record is from RefSeq and is a predicted model, not a curated record.